This is a messenger RNA of Apus apus (common swift), 4946 nucleotides long. It is a transcript of the gene ARHGEF26, whose product is annotated as Rho guanine nucleotide exchange factor 26. The record is from RefSeq and is a predicted model, not a curated record. The transcript has 14 exons. Gene Ontology annotation, biological process: activation of GTPase activity. Bases 314 to 2917 code for a protein of 867 amino acids. Gene Ontology annotation, molecular function: protein binding; guanyl-nucleotide exchange factor activity. NCBI's taxonomy places the organism in Eukaryota, Metazoa, Chordata, Aves, Apodiformes, Apodidae.
UCCCUUCCCCGCCGCGGGGCCGGGCGGCCCGCGCUGGGCUCCUCGCAGGUGGGAGCAGCGCCCGGGCAGCCCCCGCCCGCCGGCGGGAAGCGCGGGCCGGGGCUGGGGGCGCGCGGAGCUGGUUGUGCAGCUGCUCCCCCUCCCUCCCUCCCUCCCUCCGCCCGGCCCGGCGCCCGCCGGGGCUGCCGCGGCCUGACGCGCGGUGCCGUUUGCUUCCCCUUUGCCGAGCUGCAGGGAUCGGGCGGCGGGCAGCGGCGGCGGGCAGGAGCUGCUGCCGCCUCGCUGAGGCCGCGGCGGCCCCGAGGAGCGGGCGAUGGAUGAGGAGGGCGAGGCUGAUCUCUCCAGCGACCAGGCGGCGCCGCGGUGGAGGACGAGGUCGACCCCCCGGCCGCAGCCCCGAGCCUGGGGCAAAGCCCGGCCCCAGUCGUACCAGAGCCCUAACGGGGUGCUUUUCACCGACUUUCCCGUGGAGGACAAGUGCAGCUUCACCGUGACCCAGCCUGCCGGCACCGUCAGCACCUGCCCGGGCAGCGGGGCGCUCCGCAGGGACCCGGACCCCUCCUUUCUCGGCUCCACCAUGGGAUCGGUGUCCAACGGGAAGGUGCGGCCUCCAGCCUGUACAGCGGUCCCUUCUGAGCGGUCCUCCCAGGUGCUGCCUCUGGUUUCGAACAGUUCUGGCGGGUUUAUUGCCAACGGGACCAUUACCUCCGGAGGAAGCCAGCGGGGCCGUCCCCUGCGGAUUUCCAGUCAGUCAGCACUCGCGCCGCAGCCAGAGCAUGUAUUUGCAGCCCGCCCGCAGCCCUCGCCGGCUGGAAACCCACCUUCCCCCGGCGGCGGCGGCGACGCGGCGGCGCUGCCCGUGCGAUGCAGCCGGGGCUCCAAAACGCCGGAGGAAGCGUCGCUGGGGCCCGCGGCGGAGCCCCCGGCCGCGGCCUCAGAGCAAGGCCUGACUCCCCCGAGGCCGGCGUCCCCUCGGGAGCUGCCCCUGGAGCAGCCCGUGGUCCUCAGCACCAACAGCCUGGCCGCGCUCAAAGUGGGCACGCAGCAGAUCAUUCCCAAGAGUCUGGCUUCAGAAAUAAAGGUGACGAGCAAAGGCAGCAGCCAGAACGCGGAGACGAGCAAGAGGGUGCUGAAGGUGCGCAGCAUGGUGGAGAGCCUCGGCGUGCCCUUGGUGGCCGGUGCUGAGGAGGAGGCCGAUGGCGACCUGGACAGCCCGGGGGCCCUGAGGCGAGGCCUGAGGUCUACGUCCUACCGCAGGGCGGUGGUGAGCGGGGUGGACUUCGACAGCUCGGCUGAUUUCAAGAAAAAAAACAGAAUGUCCCAGCCCGUACUUAAAGCAGUGGUUGAAGAUAAAGAGAAGUUUUCCAGCCUGGGGAGGAUAAAGAAGAAAGUGCUGAAAGGACAAGGGACAUUUGAUGGGGAAGAAAAUGCUGUAUUAUAUCAGAACUAUAAAGAAAAAGCUCUGGACAUAGAUUCUGAUGAAGAGUCUGAGCCCCGAGACCAGAAAUUGGAUGAAAAGGUUGUUUUUCACUACAAGCCCCUGAGAUCAACAUGGAGUCAGCUGUCCGUUGUGAAGAAGAAUGGAUUAUCAGAAGCAAUCAGCCAGGAAGAAAGGAAAAGACAGGAGGCAAUAUUUGAAGUGAUAUCUUCUGAGCAUUCUUACUUGCUGAGCUUGGAGAUUCUGAUCCGGAUGUUUAAAAAUUCCAGGGAACUGAGCCUUACAAUGACCAAAACGGAGAGCCAUCACCUCUUCUCCAAUAUCACAGAUGUUUAUGAAGCAAGCAAAAAGUUCUUUAAAGAACUUGAAGCCAGACAUCAGAACAACAUCUUUAUUGAUGACAUCAGUGAUAUAGUUGAAAAGCAUGCUUCCUCAACCUUUGACCCCUAUGUCAAGUACUGCACCAAUGAAGUCUACCAGCAGCGAACGCUGCAGAAACUGCUGGCCACAAAUCCAGCAUUUAAAGAGGUGUUAUCCCGGAUCGAGUCCCAUGCAGACUGCCGGAACCUACCCAUGAUCUCUUUCCUCAUCCUGCCCAUGCAGAGAGUCACUCGGCUGCCCUUGCUGAUGGAUACUAUUUGUCAGAAGACUCCUAAGGACUCGCCAAAGUACGAGAACUGCAAGCAAGCUCUGAAAGAAGUGAGCAAGCUGGUGCGUUUAUGCAACGAAGGUGCUCGGAAGAUGGAAAGGACAGAGAUGAUGUACACCAUCAACUCCCAACUGGAAUUUAAAAUCAAGCCUUUUCCACUGGUCUCCUCUUCACGAUGGUUACUGAAAAGAGGUGAAUUAACAGCAUAUGUAGAAGACACCGGACUUUUUUCUAAAAGAACUUCUAAACAGCAGGUCUACUUCUUCCUCUUCAAUGAUGUCCUCAUUAUCACCAAGAAGAAGAGUGAGGAGAGUUACAAUGUCACAGAUUAUUCUCUGAGGGACCAGCUGGUGGUACAACAAUGUGACAGUGAGGACCUGACUUCCUCUCCUGUGAAGAACACCUCAGCUAUGCUGUACUCAAGGCAGAGCUCUGCAGCUCACCUCUUCAGGCUGGCAGUCCUCAGUAACCACGCAGGAGAGCGGGUGGAGAUGCUCCUGGGGACAGAGACUCAGAGUGACAGAGCUCGCUGGAUCACAGCGCUGGGACAGGACAUAGAUGGGCAGAAAACAGACAGGACAACCUUGACUCAGGUAGAGAUCAUCAGAACUUACACAGCAAAGCAGUCGGAUGAAUUGUCUCUUCAAGUUGCUGAUGUUGUUUUGGUUUAUCAGAAAGUAAAUGAUGGCUGGUACGAAGGGGAGCGGCUGCGGGACGGAGAGAGAGGCUGGUUCCCCAUGGAGUGCGCGAAGGAGAUCACGUGUCGUGCCACCAUCGACAAGAACAUGGAGCGGAUGGGACGCUUGCUGGGACUGGAGACCAACGUCUAGACUGGUUCUGGUUCUUUGUACCCUGCUACAGGAUUUGCACUACCUGUUGUCACAGGGCAUGGCUCCAUGCCCUAUGGCUCCUGCAUGGAAGCUGUGGGUCACCAAUGCAAAAAUCUAGUAACAGCACUGAUGUUUCAGGCACUCAUCCCUUUUUGUUUUGCGUUUUAAGAGCUCUGAAUUGAAACCUGGCUCAAGCAGUAGAUUUCAACCAGCAGCAGAUUCUUAGGCACAGAAGAUCAAGCCAUGCAUCUUUUUCAACUUUGGUCUUAAGUAUUCUUUCUCCAUCUGCUUUUGAGCAUCUUGACUGUCUUUCAGCAGCAGAGCUCCGUGUAGCUGUAGGAGACUGAGCCCCAGAACCUCACCCAGGCCAUUGCUCUGGAGGUGAAGAGCAAUAUUGGGGGUUUCCUGCUCCUCAGAAACAGCUGUGUUAGGUUCCCAGUACCAGAGUGUGUUAAUGGGAUACUUCCCAGUUGUGUCAAAUUGUCUUGAAUUACCUGAACUUGACUAACCAAUGCUGUAAUUCAUAAAGGAAGGACUAGCUCUCCAGCACCAAUCCAGGGACAAUCCAGGCUUUGUAAGAAGUAAUGGGGUCUCUCUAAUGGAUGUUAGCAAAGCUGACACCAGCUCUAGGGCAGAAUCCAGAGAAGUGCCUCCAGCAGGGUUUCUGAAAUCAAGAAACACCAAACUCUGCAAAACAUGGAAUGUUGAUUAUCUUGGUCUCAGAGCACCAUAUUUUAAAGGAGUAAAAACUGGUGGAAAUGUGUGCAUUUUUGUUUCUGUUUUCCCCUUGUCUUUAACUAGACUUUAUAUUAGUUACUGCUUCAGAGCAAGGGUUUUGAUGGAGACUGCUGAUUUUUUAUAUUGGUUUUUUUUAGUCUUUCUGCUCUUUGGUAUUAAAGGAGAUAGAUUAUUUCCUUCUAUGGAGACAAAGUUCAACUUCAGCUUACCGACAGCUUUAGCAUCUGUUAGCAUCAGGCUGAAUCCACAGGCAAGAAAGGAGGGAGAAGUAAGAUACGUAAAGUUUUGUUAAGGUGCCAGGCUUUCUUAUCUCCAUUGCAUGUGUGUGUGUAUAUAGAUAUAGAUAUAUAUGAUAAGACCACCACAGAGGAAAGACUUGGAGGUAGAUGACUUGGCACCCUGAUGAACCUGGUAUUUGUAUCUUUGCCUUCCCGUGCUGCAGUGACUUGAUGUCCUUGGGUGCUCCAGACGAGCUAAGGAGGGAGAGCAGAGAUUCAAGAGCCUGGCUCACGCUUUCAGAGGAGCUGGCACUGGUGCUGCCUCACAUGCUCUUCUCUGCUUCAGAGAAGACUUCUCAUAAUUGCACUACACACCCCACCUGCUACAUUGCUGCAGUUCAGCUUUGGAAUUUCACUGAAAAAAAAAAACCCACUUAAUGUGUGAAUAAAAUGCACUAAAAAUGAAUUAAAUUUCAGUGCAUCUUUUCUGUAUAUAGGUGUGACAGUUUUGUAUUAUAAAACCUUCACAUUUAAGGACCAGCUGAUAACUCAGCAGGGUAGAAUACAUGUUCAAUAAAAAAGAGGGAAGAACUUGCAGUACAAAGGCUUUCUGCUUGUUGCCUUCCCUGCCUUUUUUUAAAGGGGCUGAUGCUGGUUUAUAUACUGUAAUAUGUUGAUUGGAUUUGUGAAUGAACAGGAUGUAUCUCUGUAACACUUUAAAAUGUAUUAGGAAGGCAAUGAUUUUGUACAAAAAUACUUAUCUUGACUGCCUGAGUGGUUAAACAGCUUUGUAAAUUAAUUUAUAAGUAGACAAACUGUAAAUUGAACAAAGACUUAUUUAACAUAUUAAAAUACUGCUAAUAUUUUAACAAAUUUUACUGUACACAGGCAGACACUUAAUAUGUAACUGAAUGUAUAAAUCCUGACAUUAAUUUUAUUCAGAUUUUUUAAUACAUUGUAUAUAUUUUUCAUAUCUAGUUUUUCAAAAAUGCUGUAAUGUUUUUUAAAAUACAUUUUUCAUUUUUGCUAUUGUGAGACACAGUUCUUCAGGAAUUAAAGCUUCUAUGAUUUUA